AAACGCCACCGUUUAAGCGGAAGGCAGUGCGAGUAAUGGCGGAUUGUUUACACGGUUCUCACAGUUUGUGAAGUUAAAGAGCCUAUACCUUGAUGUGAUGCUGUCUAAGGAAGAGUAAAAUAUAAACAGUUACAACGAUGUCGGUGUCUGUGUGUUCAAGCUCAACCCUCCCAAAACUCCGCCAGGCAAAGUUUAAAAGCUUAGAAACAAAAGUUGAUUACAAAAGUGGUGCUUCUUUCAAAGGUGGAAUACACGAUCACAAGAAAUGUGGGGAGGGAAUAUUUUCCUGGCCAAACGGAGCUCAGUACGAGGGAGGUUAUAUGGACAAUCUGCGACAUGGAUCUGGUAUUCAAAUUUGGCAAGAUGGGAGUCGGUAUGAAGGAGAUUUCGUUGAGGACAUGAGACAUGGUCGUGGAAAACUGACUUGGAGCAAUGGAGAGUCCUAUGAUGGUUCCUUCUUCAAAGACCGUCGCCAUGGUAAAGGGGAGUAUACCUGGACUGAUGGCUCCACCUACACAGGGACCUUCUACAUGGAUCGUAAGGAGGGACACGGAAUCUUCAGAUUUGCAAACGGAAAUACAUUUGAGGGUUUAUAUAAAGAUGAUGAGAGAAUGGGGCCGGGAGUUCUGUCCUAUUCCGAUGGUAAACACGAUGCAGGUUUGUGGAUAAGAGAAAAACUAGUUAAGUUAUGUUCAGCCAUAGAUGGCGCUUUUACCAUGGAAAAACACAAAGAAUUCGACUUUAAUCCCAAGGAACAUGUCAUGUACAUUUCUAUGGAAGAUGACGAAAAACCAAAUGUGGAAGAAAUGUUACAAACACCAGAAAUAUUUGACUAUUUACCGGAGAGUCGUUUAUCAGAUAGAGUAACCGACCUUUACAGUGAACCGCUGGACCCUCGUAGCUUAACUGUAAACAGAGACAUGUUCGAUAAGGAGUUCUUUCCCGGAAGUGACAGUGAAAAAUCGGACCGGGACGAAAAAGUUCCAGCAUGGAACAAAACGCCAUCUGUGAUAAAAAUGCAAAGGCACGUUCAUAGGCAUAAAAGUGAACAGAAAAAACUUUCAUACGAUGUUCAGAAACUUUUAAAAGGUGACCGGUCCAAAUUUGGGCCCAAAGGACCCCUGGAGAGUGCUUCAGAGGAACUUAUACAGGCUGCCACGUGUGGGGACAUCAAACUUGUGGAAGACCUCUUUACUGCUGGACUUGUUCAUCCUGAUGUGGCCGACAAGAAUGGACAUACUGCUUUAAUUGGUGCUACGGUAAACUGGCAUAUGGAGGUGAUAAACUGUCUAUUAAACCAUGGAGCUGACGUCAACAAAUUAAACGACGAAGGGUGCUCGGCACUUUCUGCAGGGACUAUUUUCUUUUACCCGGUGGAAGGAUUCCACUACAACAUCGCAGAGCGAUAUCUAGAACGUCCUCCGCCAGUACAGGAGAAUAAAGAUAAGAAAGUGCCUGUCAAACCUAAAAGUAUUUUAAAUAAAAAACAGAGUAAUGCUGUUACGAAGCCAAGCCAGCCAGGAAUCAUUGCCAAACCAAAACCAGCUGCAGCCAAUCAAAGCCAUACAAGUGUGGACAGUGGCUUCCCGCAGACUGACAGCAACCAGAGCAUGGGGAGUCCCUCCAAACCUCAGGUGAGAAUCAUGGACCCUAGUGAGCAGGCCAAACCCGUGUCCCGCCCUUCCCAAGAGAAAGCAGACAGUGAAGAGCCGGGCAGCGCCAGAGAGGAGAGACCUGACGAAGUAGAAUUUGAGUCUACGGUGACGCUCCAUGAUUACGAGAUCCAGGUGUCAGAACAGCUUCUUGAGAGGUGUGCCACACAGCUGUCGACCAAUGAGAAAGUAGUGGGAGGUCGGAGGUCACACAGCAGUAUGGAGCUUGGUACUGUCAGACAUCUAGCUGUUUGUAAGAAUGAGAAGGAAAGGAUGAAGAACACAAUGGACUUGCUGCUGAAGCGAGGGGCCGACCCCAACGCCUCAAGCGUUCCAAUGCCUGUACUCUUCUUCGCCAUCAAGUCAGCGGAUGUGGAGGUCGUCAAAACCCUGCUGAUGAAAGGAGCAUCAACAGCCAUCACCCUGCCGAAGGAGCUCAAAAUACUGGUCAAUGGCCACGACACCACGAAAGGAGGCCUGGCCCCGCUACACAUUGCAGCUGGAAUCCCGGGCGAGGAGGGAGUACUCAUUACUGAGCUCCUCCUCAAUGCUCUGGCUGAUCCUGAUGUCAGAGCUGCCGAGGAUGACUCAUUUCUCAACAGGAGUCUGGCGGAGGAGUGGAGUAAAGACGCCAUUAUGCCUGAGAGUCUAGCCCGCCUGGGUGGGCGUACACCACUACAGAUAGCAUGUGCACGCGAUGACAACUACAAGGUAGCCUGUCGAGUGACCCGACUACUGUUGGAACACAAGGCCAACCCUAACCUCAUGUGUAACGGAUUUUCUCCCAUUGCUCUGACAAUAGCCUGUGGAAAUGACCUAGCCUUAGAUGAGUUGAUUCUGUUUGGUGCCGACACGAGCCUCGCUCUAACCCAUGGUGUUGGUAGCGCCCUCUGUGCGGCCACUUCCACGGAAUAUGAACAUCGACGACAGAUAAACGGCCGUCUUCAACUGAUUGACAAGCUGGUGCGAGCGGGUGCUAACAUUCUUGCUCCUAUACCGAUUGGCCCAAAACGUGUCAUUGGCACAGCGGUGGAUUACGCCUACUACAUGUUUAACCAGGAUCGUCGUAUUGCACACAUGCCUUACCAUGCACUGACGCAUGCUGAGCGAGAAACAUACAAUGCUCGUCGUAAGCUGCUCGCUCAUAUUGGAGAUAUCCUGCGCACCAAAGCAGUGGAUCGCGAAAGACGACGACUAGAAGAUGAAAUAAGUUUGGGCAAAAGGAGCCGCAGUCCCAGUCCUAACUUUGUCUAUGUUGGUGCCGGGGCCGACCUUCCCUCAGACUCACGUCGUCCAAAGUCUUUACGAGCCGAUCCUGGAGGCGAGAGCAAGGUGACGUUUGAUGCCACCACAAAAGAAGGAGCAAUAAUGGGGAGAGGAUACCCCGAGCGGGACCCGGGAACUUUACCCUCCAGCACCUCGUCUGGCAAACAACGGAGAUCUAGGUCGACAAAGUCAUACUUCAGAAAAACUAAUAAAACAGACAAUAUCAGGAAGCCUAUUUUCAAAUACUGUUACGAAUGCGGUCGCUCAGUAGGCAUGCGCUUGUCUGCAUGUACAAGGUGUAAAGAGGUGUAUUACUGCAGUAAGGCAUGCAAACUGAAGGCCUGGAAUGCGCGUCACAAAGAGGAAUGUAUCCGUAUAGGAGGCGGAGCUUUCAGUGCCAGUAUGUCAUGGACAUCAGGUAGAAACAAAUCAAGUGCUAACAUUGACAGUUGGGUUAAUGAGACUAACACAGGUCGGGGCGGCCUAACCCAGAGUAAUGGUGGGCGUGGCAGCCUAACUCAGCCUAACGGUGGGCGUGGCGGCCUAACCCAGACUAACGGUGGGCAUGGCGGCCUAACUCAGCCUAAUGGUGGGCGUGGCGGCCUAACCCAGACUAAUGGUGGGCGUGGCAGCCUAACUCAGCCUAACGGUGGGCGUGGUGGCCGAAGACGAGGGCGAUCACGAAGUCCGAGCCCCAUGGGGAGAAAGGGCGCUGCCGACAGUCCUACACCAGCCACCGACAUCAACAAAGGAAAGAAAACAACUGCAGCUGAGCUUCAAAAGGGUGUCAAAAUAAACAAAUACUUGCGGAGACGACCUCUGGCCCCUCUGUCUCCUCGCUUCAUGUUUCAGCGCUCUUACACUGAGGUUCCGUAUAAGGGGUUCAGUCGGAGUGCCGGCGGCCAGUUCAUAGGUACGGAUGCAAUGCGGCGGAUGACGCAGUCGGAGAAAGGCAACAGACGUUGGACUAGCCCGCCCCCUGGUGUCAUUAUACAUAACUAUAGCUAUGUUUAGAUAUCUGUUAGAAAUGUAGAGUAUACACCGGUCUCACUAGAUUUAAAUUGAAAUAAAAUUGUUAACAUCAUCAAAUAAAAACGAUUUUUUUUCGGAUCAUAAAAUUAAAAG
Molecule: messenger RNA, 4043 nt
Organism: Mizuhopecten yessoensis (Yesso scallop)
Lineage: Eukaryota; Metazoa; Mollusca; Bivalvia; Pectinida; Pectinidae
Product: ankyrin repeat and MYND domain-containing protein 1-like
Exons: 22
Coding region: 138-3932 (1264 amino acids)
Molecular function (GO): protein binding
Source: RefSeq, a predicted model, not a curated record